Molecule: messenger RNA, 1669 nt
Organism: Mercurialis annua (annual mercury)
Lineage: Eukaryota; Viridiplantae; Streptophyta; Magnoliopsida; Malpighiales; Euphorbiaceae
Exons: 5
Coding region: 171-1454 (427 amino acids)
Source: RefSeq, a predicted model, not a curated record
UCUUCUGUCUUCGCCAGUUCACCAGCGGGUCGAUUUGACAAACAUGUAAAAAACACCUAGGAAUUACAUAUUAAAACCUCCACAAUUUGUAAUAAAUAGUGAAAGUAAACCAAAACACAGACUGCAAUUGUCUUAGUACAAACUGCAACACAAUUCUCACUCACAAUAAAAUGGGAAGCAACAGAGAAGACCCACUUUCAUAUAUAAACAACAGCCACAACCCUUCUUCUAAUUCUUCACCAAUCACUGUCUCCGACCAUCUUCUCGACCCAUCUGCCAGCGCUUCCAACAGCUUCCAAAACGACGCCGGUUUUCUCAACGAAAGCGCCGCCAGCAGUAGCAGUGAUUUAGAGUUCGGCUUCUCCAGACCCGAAUUCAGACAGAACCCAUUGGCUGGGACUGUUCAGUUUUACCAGCGUCAUGUUUUUUUGUGCUAUAAGAACCCUUCUGUUUGGCCCCCCAGAAUUGAAGCUGCUGACUUUGAUCGCUUGCCUAGGUUGCUGUCUGCUGCUGUUUUGGCUAGAAAAGCUGAUAUGAACAAAGAGACGCGCCUAACAAUAUGCGAGGGGCAUGACGGAACCGAGACCUCAAAUGGAGAUGUGUUAAUAUUUCCGGACAUGAUUAGAUACAGGAGAUUGACUCAUUUUGAUGUCGACACAUUUGUCGAGGAAGUGCUUGUGAAGGAAGGUGAAUGGCUGCCCGGAACUCCAGAAACAUUAAAGGGCUCUUACAUUUUUGUAUGUUCUCAUGGGUCUCGAGAUCGUCGAUGUGGUGUUUGUGGACCUGCUUUGGUUAGUAAAUUUAAAGAGGAGAUAGAACUACAUGGAUUACAAUGUAAAGUAUCUGUUAGCCCAUGCUCUCACAUAGGGGGACACAAGUAUGCUGGAAAUGUUAUGAUAUUUGGAUCAAGUAUCAAUGGAGUCGUCACUGGACACUGGUAUGGAUAUGUCACACCUGAUGAAGUAUCCAUAUUACUUGAGCAGCAUAUUGCUAAAGGCGAGAUUGUAGACUUUUUAUGGAGGGGACAAAUGGGUUUAUCUGAAGAAGAACAGAUCAAAUCCCAAGAACUAAGGCUUCAGCUAAACGGUGGGACAGAUGUAGGAGAAAACACGGAGGAGCUGAGUGGGACGCAGGUAGCUGGAGCUAGGUCCGAAGCAGAAGUUACGGGGUGUUGCCAGCAGAACGGAAAAUCAUGCUGCCAAAACCCUGUUUCAAAUCAUAAAGAUGAGAUUCUAGAGGCCGAAGAGAAGGAUGUAACGGUGUUCCCCGACAAGAAGAAGAGCAGCGAGAGGAUCCUGUCCCGGGUUAACAGUGUAAAAGGUAUGUUUAGGGUUUGUGCUAUGCCAACAUGGUUCGAUAGCUGGGAGCGAGAAGAUACAUAUGCAGGUCUUACUGUUGUCUGUGCCGCAGUGUCAGUUGCAGCUGCCUAUCACAUCUACAAACAGUCGAGAUAGAACUUUGAAAUCCUGCCUAUGACGUGCAUAAUUUCUUUGUGAAUGCACUGUUAGAAAGACUGAUAGUACAUGCGUAAAGGGUUUUAUGCCAAAUUUCUAUAUAUUUAUAUAUAUAUGAUGUGUGUAAAGGUAUUAUGUAUUAAUAAUUUAUUUGUUCUUGAAACUUGUAAAUUAUUCAUUCAUAUAAUCAAUGUAAAUGGUGGUUUUCUCCUCAA